AUGAAGCUGAGCUGUGUCCUCAUGGCAUGGGCUCUUUCUGUUUGUCCUGCUGUGCUCCUGGCAACCCAGAUGUUAUUGGCAACAGCUGGAUGUCAUGCUGCUGCCAGUUCGGAGACUCUGAAGUGUGAAGGACCUGUCAGCACUGAGCAGAGCGGCUGCCACACUGAUGAGGAGGAGGAUGUGAUCCACGCCAGUGAAGAGGACUUCCAGGUCAAGGGCUACAAGUUCAGUAAACCCUUCCAUCUCAUCGUUUCCUAUGAUUGGCUGAUCCUCCAAGGACCAGAUACGUCCAUAUUUGAAGGAGACCCAUUGGUUCUGCACUGUCGUGCUUGGCAAGACUGGCCACUGACUCAGGUCAUCUUCUACCAAGAGGGCUCAGCCCUGGCUCCUCCUGGACCUAAAAGAGAAUUUUCUAUUGAUGUGGUGCAAAAGUCAGACAGUGGACACUACCACUGUAGUGGUGUCUUCAGGAGCCCUGGUCCUGGAAGCAGAGAGACUGCAUCUCCCGUGGCUAUCACAGUCCAAGAACUGUUCCCAGCCCCAGUUCUUAAAGCCUUACCUUCUAGUGAGCCCCAAGAGGGAGACUCAGUGACCCUGAGCUGUCAGACAAAGCUGUCCCUGCAGAGGUCAGCUUCCCGCCUCCUCUUCUCCUUCUACAAGGAUGGAAGGUCACUGAGUAUCAGAGGCAUCUCUGCAGAACUCCAGAUCCCCAAGGCUUCUGAAGAGCACUCUGGCUCCUAUUGGUGUGAGGCAGCUACUGAGGACAGGCAAGUUUGGAAGCAGAGCCCUCAGCUGGAGAUCCGGGUGCAGGGUCCCUUAAAUUCUGUCGAUUCCUCCAUUUUGAAUCCAGCUCUUCAGAAACCAACUGCUUCAGAAACUCCUCCUAUGGAGCCCCCUGGUCCUCUUCGUCCACCACCUGCUCCUUCUGCUGAGCACCUGCGAGUCUCCUCCUCAGACCCUCACUUACUUCACCAGAUACAGAUGCUUCUCAAACAAAUGCAGGAUGUUAAAGUUCUCCUUGGUCAUCUGGUCGUGGAGCUGAGGGAAUUGACUGUCUACUUGAAGCCUGGUAUCACAAAGGUUGCUGACAAAUGAAAGCAAGCUAUUCAUCUGUGAUAUGCCCAACCACCACAAUAAUUACAGCUGUUUCUGUACUGUAUGUAUACAGAAACAGUUUUGCAAGCUGUCUUGGUACUUGGUUAGAAUAAUGGGGCUGGUUGGGAGUAA
Molecule: messenger RNA, 1227 nt
Organism: Cricetulus griseus (Chinese hamster)
Lineage: Eukaryota; Metazoa; Chordata; Mammalia; Rodentia; Cricetidae
Source: RefSeq, a predicted model, not a curated record